Messenger RNA from Daldinia vernicosa, 2291 nucleotides. RefSeq lists its product as uncharacterized. Bases 601 to 1698 code for a protein of 365 amino acids. NCBI's taxonomy places the organism in Eukaryota, Fungi, Ascomycota, Sordariomycetes, Xylariales, Hypoxylaceae. The transcript is spliced from 2 exons. The record is from RefSeq and is a predicted model, not a curated record.
AAAAUGGGAACGCUCGGGGGCCGCUCGUACAUACAUACAUACAUACAUACAUACAUACAUACACCGUCGUCCCAUGGCCAGUGUCGCUUCGAACAGAAUUUGAUUGAAAAAGCCCGGGUGUGCUGUUUGUGCUUAUGAACGGGAUCCUCCUGCUCUUUUCGUCGUUGGGCCUCCAUAGUCAUUAUCUAUCCCCAAUACUCUGAUAGUGACCAACAGACCAACACAUAUCACGGGGUGGAUUUUCCAGCUUCAACAUUUACCCCCGCACGCUGCUUUGGAUUUGCUACGGGCCUACGGCAUUUUCGUUGCAUAGAAGCGCACUAUCUCAUUGGUAUUCUACUCUUCGCUACGGGACGCAUUCAUUUACCCGUCAGUUUUUUAUAUUGGCUAGCCCGUCCCCGCAACGGAGCUAUUUGUUAAAUAUAAUAAGGGCAAACGGUGGGAACGGCCAGAAUUUUCCUACUACAACUUCACUUGAAGCUUCGAACCGCAAUUAGCUAUCGUAGUAUUCGCCGGAUCACUACCGGCCGGAGGCUCUAGCAUCACCAAGUAAUGUACGAACAAGCCGCUGAUCGGUUACCUGCUUCGGGGACAUAAAUAAUGCAUUCGAACCGCUCCUUCAGGUCCCAGUGGUCACUGCGCCGCGGGGGCCCGCCCUACCCUGCUGCCGUUUCACCAUACCACAAACAAUGGAUAUAUAUGGCAGUGAUCAUCCUAAUCAUUUCCUCUUGGAUCCCCCUAGCUGCUGCUAUUUCAUCCGAGGACACCCCACGAUCGACUGAGACAAAUCUACUAAUUGAUACGCGGAUACCGGUUUUCGUCAACGGUCACUGGCAGAUCAUGUCCGAAGACGAGCAUCGCCAGCUUGUCCCUCGACAGCCAGAGACGACGUUCACAGUCGACGUCUCAACAGCCACGGCCACUGGAGACGUAACUGCUCAAACAACCGUUGCGACAGGCCCUCUUCCCACACCCUUCGAUGGCGCACUGGCUGCAAACUUCUCCGGCGAAGAUGGGGAAGGAUCUUGCCUCGAUUUUAUCAACGCCUUUUUAGAGGACCCGACAUUCCAAGCCUGUUAUCCUCUUUCGCUACUUUUGAAGAAUUCCAAUUCAUUCUUCCAGGCUAUGAAAUCCGUGGUCAAAAUCACUCAGGUCGUCGAAACAUCAUGCAAAGCUGACAAGCAGUCUUGUACAACUUAUCUCAACGAUCUCGCUGAGAAGCUCAAAUCCGAUGAGAAUUGCGGAGAGGAUUACACCAAGCGAAAUGACCUAGUGGUCCAGGCCUAUAAAGGAAUGAAGUCGUACGAAGAGAUAUAUGGCGCGACGUGUUUAUACAAUGCGGACACUUCGACAUAUUGCUUUGUCAAUGCGGUUACAAACCUAACGACUGCUUCCAACGUCUACCUAUACACAUUACCUUUCAAUUCAUCUCUCCCCGAAACAGCUGUUCCCGCAUGCGAUACCUGCACAAGCGAAACGAUGAAGAUAUAUCAAGCAGCGGCGGCUGACCGAACGAAAUGGAUAUCGAGCACGUACGUAAAAGCAGCUGAGCAAAUAGACGCAAACUGCGGUGGGAACUUCGUCAGCGCAACACUUCCCGAACCACUUCCAGAGAGUGCCGCGACGUCUAUAACGCAAGCACCGUCUCUACUUAUCCUGUCAUUUUUAUUCAUAUUCGUUUCACGCUUGCUUCGGUAGCGUUCUAUGGGCCUACGAUCGGUACUUCGAUCCGGCAGUAAUUCACUUCUUGGGCGUCUUUGGAACGGGGUUAGGCAUACAAAAUAUGCUUGUUUUGGAUACAAGCUUUCGGGUACUGGAUUGGGACGACUGCUUUUACGAAUCGGUAACAUUACAUAUAUACAUACCGGCGCUUUUUUUUGAUACCCAACUCGAUAUUCUCGGCCUUCUUUUCUCACAACAUAAAACUAUUUUCUAUUUCUAUUUAUAUUGCUAAUUAACGCCAGCUUCCUUAUUUUUAUUAUGGAAUAAGAGAUGGAGGAUUAAAUGGGGAGACACCACACGAGCACAUACGAGGUACGUAUUGAGGCUUGAAUUAGGUAGAUAGGCGUGUUGGAUUCGUGGCGGCGGUGGUUGUCGUCAAUCUGGAUGUGUGUCUGAGACAUGGGGCGAAGCAUGCUCACCCAACGCCAUCCUACGACGAAAAUAGGAUUCCUGUACAUAAUUGCAGCCUGCAUAUGUAAGUACUUGGUACUCAACAAGCGGAUAGGCUAGCUAAAUAGUAAAAACCCAAUUGUAAAAAUGCAAUCGAACAUAUGUAUAUGCUUCACGAA